Messenger RNA from Lindgomyces ingoldianus, 1806 nucleotides. Its product is annotated as cysteine proteinase. Bases 1 to 1806 code for a protein of 601 amino acids. The record is from RefSeq and is a predicted model, not a curated record. Lineage: Eukaryota; Fungi; Ascomycota; Dothideomycetes; Pleosporales; Lindgomycetaceae. The transcript is spliced from 4 exons. Gene Ontology annotation, molecular function: cysteine-type endopeptidase activity. Gene Ontology annotation, cellular component: lysosome.
AUGCCGACCGCGACCGCGACCUUCAAUUGGAAUAACGUAUUCAAAUCUACUAACUGUGGUCCGGUUCCCCGGCCAGGUACAAGUGGAAACACUAGCUGCGACAACUUUUCGGGACCGUUGCCCAAAGUUGUUGACUGGAGAAAUCGAUGGGGCGUUAAUUGGCUUGCAACUAUUCAGGCAAUGCUUCUCCAGGACCAAAAGGCUUGCGGUAGCUGCUGGUCAUUUGCGGCCACCGCAUUAAUGGAGACUAUCGCCCGCAUCCAACACGGCAUUUGGAACAAACGCAGUGAAGCCGAACUUCUGGAAGGCACUGGUCGUACUUGUGCUUCCGGAUACAAAGCCUUUGCUGGCCUAGAAUGGAUUAAGGGCGAAGGAAACGGUCUGGUGGAUUACACUUGCGACACAUAUGUCGACGCCGAUCGUCCCUACAUGGCAUGCAGCGAUCGAUCAGGAAGAGCUUUGAAGAUACAGGACUACUACGAACUUACUGAUAUUAAUGACCAGAAGCGAUGGUUAUGGCAGGUUGGACCGCUAGCGGCCGGUAUCGACUGCUACAGCGACUUUGGGAGUUGGACGCCAAGCAAAGGUGUGUACAAACAUACGCCGAUCUCAAACGAAAGCCAUGGAGGGCACGCAAUGCUAGUUGUUGGAUACGAUGACUAUCGGCAGUGCUGGAUCGUACGGAACUCUUGGGGGAGUGACUAUGGCGAUCAUGGCUAUGUCUAUAUUGGAUACGGAGAGGUUGCAAUCGACAGCUGGUACCGGCCGAAGCACGGUGUUACGAAUUUGUCUCCUGAUCCUCAUGCACGUGGAAGACAUUCCAACGGCAAUAUCGUCCAGAGCGGUGACGGCACCACGCAUCGCGACUUUGAGGUUCUUCGACGUAAAGUUGGUGGUAACAUGGUACGGCUUGUUCGUUCAGGCGAAGGUUCCCUUGCGUGGAGUGUCAAAGAAACCAUCAAUGUUCUUGACCCCGAGCUCCGCAAACAAUAUCCCAUAGGUUACGGCCCGAACAACCCAGUUAAAGGGCAACCAAUGCUCCUUGAAACAACCUUCGGGCGACAGAAAGAGGCAUUGUACUGGGAAGGCUACGACAAUUCCUUUACACAUUGGUAUUACAGCAAGUCCGAAAAUAGGUGGUGGAAUACACCGGCGACCGACGAUCUAUUCUAUCCCGUGAAUGGAGGAGAGAUUCGAGGCUACCCUGGCUUCAUUCAGAACGACAACUCCGACUUUACAGUUGUCGCGCACGUUUAUGUACCUUGGAUUGGCAACUCAGUUGCCCAGGCCGAUAUCAAGCAAUCUGGGCCAUCUCUUGUCCAGUCAAACAUUGGAUAUGACCUUUACGACCCGACAACAUCGGGCAAUUUGUACGUGGUGGCGGUAAAGAACGAUGGCUCCCUACAAAUGUUCUGGCGAAAGGCCAAAGACGAAGAAUGGAAAAAGGGCGAGAGGUUCGCUAUAGGCUACAACAUUGGUGACACUCCACCAGUCAUGAUCCAAGAUUUCUGGACGAAGGAUGAGAACGCAUUCGGAGGCUUUCAGCUACUAGUCGCCCACAAUGGCCAUGUGGAUCAUUGGCAGCGAGUCAACGAUGACAUCCUCAAGACUCCGCCUGUAGACGGGUCUCAAGGGAAAUGGCAGCAGAUGGCCACUUUCGGUAGUAACAUUAGGCAUGUAUGGGGUUUGGUGCAAGGUAGCUUCAAUCACGCCCUUGAAGCUAUUGUGGAAGAUAACAAUGGCGAUUUGUGGCACUGGCAGUAUACUGGAACAUGGAAGCAGGUUGCGAAGCUGCCUUCUGCCUGA